Molecule: messenger RNA, 1123 nt
Organism: Mucor mucedo
Lineage: Eukaryota; Fungi; Mucoromycota; Mucoromycetes; Mucorales; Mucoraceae
Product: dehydrase and lipid transport-domain-containing protein
Exons: 3
Coding region: 81-632 (183 amino acids)
Biological process (GO): cellular respiration; ubiquinone biosynthetic process
Cellular component (GO): mitochondrion
Molecular function (GO): ubiquinone binding
Source: RefSeq, a predicted model, not a curated record
UUACACACCGGGUGACUGCAGAAAAGCCUUACCAAAAAUUGCCUACCCCAUACCACUUUCUUAAUUUUUUUCAAACAACUAUGACAGCCAUCACUAAACUGCAAAGUCGCCAUUUUUUUUCUUUGCCGAAUAUCUUGAGUUCGAAAAAGCACUAUUCUGAGAGAAAAUUGUUAACUUUUUCACAGAACCAACUCUAUAAUGUUGUCUCCAAUGUCGACGAUUACCAAAAUUUUAUACCCUUUUGUACAGACUCCAAAGUGUAUACAAAUAAGCAGUUAGAUAACGGGGUCAAUGUGAUGACUGCAGAGCUCAGCGUCGGGUUCAAACUGUUCGAAGAGAAGUACAUGUCCAAAGUCACUUGUAACAAACCUCAUUCUGUUACUGCAGUUGCAGCUGAUGCAAAGCUUUUCAACGAUAUGACAACAACUUGGAAAUUCACCCCCAACGUUCCUCAUGCCAAGUUAAAUUCGCCAGAAGCUUCCGACCAUCCCACUUGUUGGGUUGAUUUUAGCAUUGGUUUUGAUUUUGCCUCGCCUCUUCAUGCUCAAGCUUCAACCGUAUUUUUUGAUCAGGUAUCAAAAAUGAUGCUGCAAGCUUUUGUUGAUAGAUGUCAAACAGUUUAUAGAAAAUAGAAUUAGACAAAAAGUUUACGACUAAAAUUAUGUGUGCUUACGUAAGAAAUAUGCAUCGCACUGGUCUUUAAUCCUAAUAAAAGUUAUUAGUAGUGGGUUUAGUUAGUCCAUAUUUUUGCCGACACACGAAUGCCACCAGAACACCGAAAUCAAUUAUCGCGUUAUCCACUUACCCAACAUUAAAAAGUAAGAGUAAUCACGCUCAAGGAUACAAUAAAUUGACUUCCUUGUACUACGCUCCGUUAACUACUCGGGCUAGAUCAAUACGCUGGUAAAAAAGUGUUCGCCACGUUGUGGGCUUACUGAACUGUGGAUGAAAGAGAAAGGGAAAAUGCGGGAAGAGCGCUUUUUUUUUCUACAUUGGACAAAUUGUUGUGUCAUAGUACAAUUGCUGAUUGUAAGUGUUCCUCUAGUCAUACUUCCUGCAUUUUGUAGAUUUGACAGUUCCCCAAUUUUGAUAAAACUACUCGGAGUAUAAUCUUUACGUUUCC